AACCAGCAGCCAUCAAAAUAGAAACUUUAGUUAACAGCUAGUGCCAUCAUACGAAAGUCCAAUGUUAUUUCCUUGAACUUUCCGAGAAACCUCUCUUCAUCUUCUUUCUUCUUUCAAUUUUUCCCGCUUUCCCCUUUUUCGCUCCUUUUUCUUUCUUUCUUUUUGCCGUUGGAAUCUUAUCCAGUGAAAAAAGAAAGUCCUCACUACAAACAAUUCAAAAAUUAAACAAAGAAAAAAAAAGAAACUUUAGAUCAGAUCUGAAAACAGAUAUAGUUGAAGAAGAAGAGUGUUUAGUAAGAAAAUGCAAACGAGGUAUGUGGACAAACGUGCUUUGGAUCCAAGUAGUAGUGAGGAAGGUCAACCUGAAAGGAAAAGACCUGCUCUUGCUAGUGUCAUUGUUGAAGCGCUAAAGGUGGACAGUCUGCAGAAACUCUGCUCAUCACUGGAACCAAUUCUUCGAAGAGUUUUGUGUUCACAGGUUAGUGAAGAAGUUGAGCGUGCUUUGGCUAAACUUGGUCCUGCUAAACUUAAUGCAAGGGUUUCUCCAAAAAGAAUUGAAGGACCUGAUGGGAGAAAUUUGCAGCUUCAGUUUCGGUCCAAACUGUCACUACCUCUCUUCACAGGAGGAAAAGUAGAAGGAGAGCAGGGUUCUGCGAUACAUAUUGUCUUGAUUGAUGGAAAUACAAACCAUGUUGUAACAUCAGGUCCAGAGUCCUCAGUUAAACUAGAUAUUGUUGUGCUUGAAGGAGAUUUCAAUGACGAGGAUGAUGAUGGCUGGACUCAAGAAAAAUUUGAGUCUCAUAUAGUAAAGGAGCGCGAAGGAAAAAGGCCUCUUCUUACUGGAGAAUUGCAAGUGAUAUUGAAGGACGGUGUUGGCACUCUUGGUGAGUUGACGUUUACUGACAACUCCAGCUGGAUCAGAAGCAGAAAGUUCAGGCUAGGCUUAAAAGUUGCAUCAGGUUGUUGUGAGGGAAUUCGCAUCCGUGAGGCAAAAACGGAUGCCUUCACUGUCAAGGAUCAUAGAGGAGAAUUGUACAAGAAACAUUAUCCACCUGCAUUAGAUGAUGAGGUUUGGAGAUUGGAAAAGAUAGGGAAAGAUGGAUCCUUCCAUAAGAGGCUAAAUAAAGCUGGUAUACAUAAAGUGGAAGACUUCCUGCGACUUGUUGUGAGAGACUCGCAGAGGCUCCGUAAUAUCCUGGGAAGUGGAAUGUCAAAUAAGAUGUGGGAUGCUCUUGUGGAGCAUGCAAAAACCUGUGUUCUAGGUGGGAAGCUUUAUGUCUAUUAUCCUGAUGAUAUGAGAAAUGUUGGUGUUGUCUUUAACAAUAUCUACGAGUUAUGUGGUUUAAUCUCUGGUGGGCAGUAUCAUUCAGUUGAUUCUCUUUCAGAAAAUCAGAAGGUAUAUGUGGAUACUUUAGUCAAGAAGGCAUAUGAAAACUGGAUGCAUGUCGUUGAGUAUGAUGGAAAAUCUCUUUUAAGCCUGGGCCAGAAUAAACCCUCAGUUACUUCUCAAAAUGAUCUUACAAUUGGCUCUCAGAACCAUUCGACCUCUUUUGAUCAACAAAUUAAUUUACCAAGUCUUCCAGCUUCAAUUUCAUCGGAGCAGCCUGCUAUGAAUACAGGACUGAAUAUGGGAGGGUAUAAUGAUAGCCUCAGUAGCAGAUAUACCAUGCAGCCUCAUCUAAAUGGCAACAUGCAGGUAAAUGGUGCUUCAUUUCCUCCUCAGAACCAUUUGCUAGGUACGUCACAGCAAGCUCAGCCACAUGGAAGUGAGAGCAUGCUGGCUCUUCGCCCACCACAGCCGUCAAUGUCUAGCUAUUUUGCUGCUAGCACGCCUAAUCCAUAUAGGGGAGCUGAAGACUUCUUAACAGAGGAAGAAAUACGUAUGAGAAGUCAUGAGAUGCUUGAAAAUGAGGACAUGCAACAUCUGCUCCGUAUUUUCAGCAUGGGACAAGGUCAUGCUUCUUCUAGUGUUGGAGAAGAGAAUUACCAGUAUGGAUCAUCAUACAUGCCCAACAUGUCUUCUACCUUCGGUUUUGAUGAGGACCGGACACGUUCUUCAGGUAAGGCCGUUGUCGGGUGGCUCAAACUCAAAGCUGCCUUGAGAUGGGGCAUCUUCAUCAGGAAGAAAGCUGCUGAAAGAAGAGCACAAAUUGUUGAAUUGGAUGACUCCUAGAUUUGAUCUUUCCCCUUUCCAUAGCAACCGCGUGGAUGUGAUGAUGUUUAAAGGCUUCCUUUAAGAAGCAUAUCAUCGCUCUUGGAAUUUGAUAUGACAAUGCAUAUGCAUCUGGUGCUAGUUUGGGGUCGAUCAGAAUCUGGAAGCCUCUCUUAAUGUACAGUUAUGCCUGUCCGUGGAGAUUUGCUCUCUCCAUUAACAGAAUAACAUAAAGCUUAUGAUAGUUUUCUCAGCAUAUUAUCUGAAGUUCAAAGACGAGAGCAGUUUUCGUGGCUCUAGCUCUGAAGGGAAAUUCUCAUGGUUUAGACCUGAUUUCUACUACUGGGAUGGACGGAAUGACUUCUCUUCCCUUGUGCUAACUCAGGAUUGUAGCAACAUUUAUUUUUAUGUUUAUGUUGACCGAUGCUGUAAUUUCUAUUGUUUUAUUACCAUGAGUUUAUUAAAGAAAACAUAAUGUGUUGUGAACAAAUAUCAAAAUACGAUAUUGUGGACCUUCAAAGAAUUUGUCAUAUUGAAUGAAUAAUCGUGUUCCAUUUUACUAAGAGUGAGGAUCUGUUAAAUCAAA
Nicotiana tabacum (common tobacco) is the source of this 2738-nucleotide messenger RNA. Its product is annotated as calmodulin-binding protein 60 B. NCBI's taxonomy places the organism in Eukaryota, Viridiplantae, Streptophyta, Magnoliopsida, Solanales, Solanaceae. The record is from RefSeq and is a predicted model, not a curated record. Gene Ontology annotation, biological process: regulation of salicylic acid biosynthetic process. Gene Ontology annotation, molecular function: sequence-specific DNA binding; calmodulin binding; DNA-binding transcription factor activity. Gene Ontology annotation, cellular component: nucleus.